This is a messenger RNA of Betta splendens (Siamese fighting fish), 2440 nucleotides long. It is a transcript of the gene tgm2b, whose product is annotated as transglutaminase 2b. Gene Ontology annotation, biological process: peptide cross-linking. Gene Ontology annotation, molecular function: protein-glutamine gamma-glutamyltransferase activity. The transcript is spliced from 13 exons. Lineage: Eukaryota; Metazoa; Chordata; Actinopteri; Anabantiformes; Osphronemidae. The record is from RefSeq and is a predicted model, not a curated record. The coding region runs from base 216 to 2261 and encodes 681 amino acids.
GAUGCGUAAUGACGCGUGCGUGCGAGCACAGGAUCCACCACGGGCUGUAGUACGUGUUUUUUUCUCUCUCGUCCUCGUGGAGGGGAGGGUCGCGUCACGCCCACCGGGCUGAGCCGCACUGGGAGCCUGAUAUAAACUGGGAGGUGAGUGGAGUCAGACACUGCUCUCCUCCGUCAGCUGCAGAUUCACGGCUCCGUUCAAAACACGCAGUUGCCAUGUCUCAAGCUCUGGACAUCGACCGCUGGGACCUGGAGUGCGACUUAAACAACGUCGACCACCGAACCGACCUCAACGGCGUGGACCGUCUGAUCGUGAGGAGAGGCCAGGCCUUCAGCGUCAGGCUGUACCUUCGCUCUGGGAGCUACCAGCCAGGAGUCAGCUCCCUUGACUUGGUUGCAGAAACAGGCCCUCAGCCCUCUGAGGAGUAUGGCACCAGGGCCCGCUUCGCUCUGUCCGCCGCCGUCGACGCCACCCGCUGGAGCGCCGCCGUCGAGACCUGUUCUGACAGCGACGUGGUGAACCUGUCCGUGUGCGCCGCCCCCGACGCGCCCAUAGGCCGCUACACUCUGACCCUGGGGGGGUCAGGGCACAUCGACUUCAUCCUGCUCUUCAACCCUUGGUGCCCAGGCGACACAGUCUACAUGGAUGACGAGAAGUGCUUGGAGGAGUACGUCUUGUCUCAAGAUGGAAUCAUCUUUCGCGGCAGCUCCAAGUAUCCCCAACCUACUCCCUGGAACUUUGGCCAGUUUGAAAGUGGAAUUCUUGAUGUUUGUCUACGGAUUCUGGACAUGAAUCCUAAAUGUCUGAGGAAUCCUGCCAAAGACUACUCCGGGAGAAGGAACCCCAUCUACGUGUCCAGAGUGCUCAGCGCUAUGGUGAACUGUAACGAUGAUGAUAAUGGAGUGCUGCUGGGAAAAUGGUCGGGCGGCUUUGAAGGAGGCGUGAGCCCUAUGUUCUGGAGGGGCAGCGUGGAGAUCCUACGCAACUGGGACACCCAGGCCUGUCAGCCUGUGCGUUAUGGGCAGUGCUGGGUGUUUGCAGCGGUGGCCUGCUCUGUUUCCAGGGCUCUGGGCAUCCCCUGCAGAGUCAUCACCAACUACCUGUCAGCCCACGACGUCAACAGCAACCUGGUGAUUGAGCGCUACGUCAAUGAAAAUGGAGAACUCAUUCAAUCCAAGGAAAUGAUCUGGAACUAUCACUGCUGGGUGGAGAGCUGGAUGACCAGGCCCGACCUCAAGGCGGACUUUAACGGCUGGCAGGCCAGUGACCCCACACCUCAGGAGAAAAGUGAAGGAGUGUACUGCUGCGGCCCGGUCCCCAUCAGGGCCAUCAAGGAGGGCGAGCUCACCUUCAAGUACGAUGCCCCGUUUGUGUUUGCCGAGGUCAACGCCGACGUCGUCACCUUCAUGAAGAAGCCGGACGGCAGCAACUCCCAAGUUCACAGCCCGGCAGUGGUGGGUCAGAUGAUCAGCACCAAGAGGGUGGGCAGUGACGCCAGGGAGGACAUCACCCACCUCUACAAGUACCCUGAAGGCUCAGAUGAGGAACGUGCAACUUUUACAAAGGCCAACCAUCAAAACAAGCUGCUGCAGAAGCAGCAGCAGAACGAAGGCCUGCACCUCACCAUCAAGGUGUCAUCUGACAUGAGGAAGGGCUGCGACUUCGACGUGUUCGCCGUGGUGACCAACAACACGCAGAGCGACAAGAAGUGCCGGCUGGUGUUCGGAUCCUGCGCCAUGUCCUACAGCGGAGUGAUGGGGGAGAACUGCGGCUUCAAGGAUCUGCUCAAUGUGGAGCUGUCGCCAGGAGCAGAGAGGCGGGUUCCGCUCAGGUUGAACUACUCCAAAUACGGCGGCCUCCUCACCGAAGACAACCUGAUCCGCCUGGGAGCUCUGCUGAUCGACUCAGCCACCGGGGAGUCCACGCUGGCCGUCAGAAACAUUGUGCUGGCCAAUCCUGAAAUCAAAGUCCGGAUCCUGGGUGAGCCGAAGCGGAACAGGAAGCUGGCCGCGGAGAUCACCCUCCAGAACCCGCUGCCGGAGCCGCUGGACGACUGCUGCUUCAGCAUCGAGGGGGCCAACCUCACCGGGGGCUGCGUCAUCUCUGAGAGGCUGAGCUGCUCAGUGGGACCAGGGGAAGACGCCAAGGUGAAAAUCUACUUCACUCCCACCCACGCUGGGCUCAGGAAGCUGGUGGUCGACUUCGACAGCAGCAAGCUGUGUCACGUCAAGGGCUACAGAAAUGUGAUAAUUGGAAAAUAGAGCUUUCCGCUUCGCAGCCCGUCAGGCACAGACUUAAUACUGUUUCUAGAACUACGCGUCUUUUAAUACAAAACGACCGACGUUAACAUUCACAUGCACCAAAAUCUCAUUUGUAAAGCACUGAUGGAAUGUUUUUAAUGCAUUAAGUCCUACAAUUAAAAGACUGUCUACAGGUGUCA